AUGGGGUCUAGUUUAGACCUCAGAAAGAUGAGCACAAAACGACAAAGCAGAUCAAAGACAGAUAAGGAAAGUUAUGUUUUUCCCCAAUCCAAUCCAUGUCCAAGGGAUUCAGAUAAGUUGAAAGCAAAGUCUGGUGUUGUUGGAAGUUCAACUCAACGUGAUGAGCUUGUCAAGUACAUGUCUAAUGUGCCAGGUUUUCUCAAGCGUUCUGAUGGAGGACAAAACAUUCAAGAAAAGGCAUUAAAUGUUGGGGUUCUAGAUUGGUCACGACUUGAAAAAUGGAAGAACAAGCAAACACAUGCACCGGCUCUAGCUAGCAAUUUCACAUCAUUCAAUAGCAGUGAAGAAUCAUCAUCACGGGCAGCCACCACGUCAUCUACAAUUGCUAGCGGCCAUAAGAAGUUUGAUGAUAAAAAAGGUUUGCGUUCUUCAAAUAUCAAGGGAUCUUACAAAGAAGACCUUCAUAGAAGUUCCAAAUUGUCUUCUCAGCAUGUCAAACGAUAUCAAUAUUCUGAAACUGAAACAAAGACCAUUGGAGAUGAGCACAAAAAGACACCUUGGGAAUUUGAUUCUAUGGUCAAAACUCAGUCAGAUAUGUCAAUUCAUAAGGAGAUGGGGAAUGACUAUUAUAAAACAACUUCAAUAGUUGGAAAUUCUGCAUCAAAGUCCAGGCAUCAUGGGGUCUCAUUAGUUCCUGACGAAAAUUCAAAAGGUAGGGAUGUUGAAGCUAAGAAGAGCAUGCAUGGAUUGCAACAACAUAGCCUCAAGAAAAAGGAGAGAAAUCUUAAGUAUAGUUCUGAUAUGAGACUUCCAUCAUUAAAAUCAAAAAAUGAAGGAGUCUCAUUCGGUUCUCAGAAAAAAAUGAGUUCCAGCAGCAGUGAAGCCAAGAAAAAGAUGGAUCAGCCGCAGGAGACAGAUAUUGAUGUUGGUCAUAAACAAUGCCAUAGCAUGCCACCAAGCAAUAUUGUGCUGCUUCGUCCCCGAAAAGUUCUUCAAUCAAGUUCUAAAGAUUAUUUUCAGCUUUCUGAAUCAAGAACUUCAUCUGAUGAAUUUUUUUCAGAAUCAAGCCUGAGUGAUUUGUCAUACGUUUCCCUUCCUGCGGAGGUUUACUCUGAAGAUGAAUAUUCUGAAAUUCCUAGUUCAAGUGUAGUGUCUUCAGUGACUGAGCAUGCUUCUUCUUCAAAAACAGUGCUACACAGUGUCCAUACUGAUCUAGAUAUUGGUCGUUCCUCUGUUGUAACUAAGAAACUUGCUUGCUCAAAUAAGAUGCCUAGUCUCCAAUCUGAAGGUACUUGCAUUGAAAAGGAUGUGUUAGGCAUCAAGCUAAGAAAUCAGUGUCCUUUUAAUAAUAUGAAGGAACCACAAGACCAUGAAACUACUACAACCCAUUGCUCAAAUAAGAUUGGAAGAAGUUUCAGUUUCAAUGAGAGGUCUACCCUUCCAAAACUUAGCUCCAUGUACGUAAGUGCAAAGUCUGGUCCAGUGACAUCUGAAUCUUCUGGUUGUUUGGAUAAUGCUAAUAAAGACAAGGUAAAUGGUCAUAAAAGAACCAUGUCCAACCCCUUGCUGAGGUUAUUAGACCCUAUAUUGAAGCAUAAGGCAUCAAACAUAAACCGUUCAGCUGAACACAUUCCGACACCAAAAGAAAGCAAGAAUUCAAUCAACUUGACGACAACCAAUCUGCAUGCUGAAAAGAGCAAGGAAUCAUCAGUUCAAGCCCUUUUGCAGCUAACAAUAAAGAAUGGAUUACCUUUGUUUAAAUUUGUGCUCAACGGUGAAAGAAAGGUUUUUGCUGCUAGCAUGAAAACUUUAGCAUCACCAGAGAAGGAUGAUGUAGGAUGCUAUUUUACAUUCUACCUCGUUAAUGAAAUUAAGAAAAAGAGUGGUAAAUGGAUGAGUUACUGGAGUAAAGAAAAAAAUUGUGGAUAUGUCUACAAUAUUGUUGGUCAGAUGAAGAUUUCUAGCUCUAAAAUCACUGAAUCAAGGAAUCAAAACUCCAAGAGACAGUGUAUGGUGAAAGAAUGUGUCCUAUCAGGAAUUGAAACUGACCAGACAGAUCAAGGGCCACCAAAAUUCAUAAAGAGUAGGGAUCUUGCAGCUGUUGUAAUAGAGAUCCCUUACGAAAAUGUAAGUCAUGAAGGACUGCAUAGUAACAAUUUUCUGAAGAAUGGAUGCUUAAAGUGCUUGGCAGAUGAAAGAUGUUUUUGCUGCUUACCAGAAAAUGAUACAUCUGGUAGCAUUAUAGUUAUACUUCCAGGUGGUGUACAUAGUUCACCAAACAAUGGAGAACCCUCACCAUUGAUCCAUCGAUGGAAAGCCGGGGGAGUGUGUGAUUGUGGAGGUUGGGAUGUUGGCUGCAAACUGCUUGUUCUCUCUAACCAGAACCCAAAUUCAAUUGUUCCAAGAAGUUCAAAAUCUUACCUUGAGAGAUUUCAACUUUUUGUUCAGGAAGGGGCUGAGCAAAACACACCCCUCUUCACUUUGGUGCCAUUGAAUGAUGGACUCUACUCAGUUGAAUUCAGUUCAACAAUCAAUCAUUUACAGGCAUUCUUCAUUUCUGUAGCAGUUUUAAGCAGCCAGAAACUACCAAGUUCCUUGGAAAUGAGUAUUAUGCAAGAAGAGAUCAAUAAGGAGCUCAGUUCCAAGAACAACAAUGAACUUCAGGAGAAAGCACCUAUAAAUUAUAAUCCAAUUCCACCCAUCUCUCCUGUUGACAGAGUUUAAUUUCAGAAACUGGAGGCUUUUUCCCCAUUCAUAGUUAGCUGUUAUAUAUCUCCAAGUAGCUAAGGAAUAGCAUAUAAAUGCACUGCGAAAUACUUUUCCUUUCACUUCCUUUUCCCUUUGAUAGCAAUCCCUCAAUCCUUCCCAUUAGAGUACUUGUAGUGGCAGAAAAUGGUAUUCUCAUUGUACCAUUAUAUUCACUGUACAAAAGAACCAUUGCACCAAUACCAUCUUUGUACAAAACACUACAUGAAUGAAUAAAA
This is a messenger RNA of Gastrolobium bilobum, 2984 nucleotides long. RefSeq lists its product as uncharacterized. Lineage: Eukaryota; Viridiplantae; Streptophyta; Magnoliopsida; Fabales; Fabaceae. Bases 1 to 2724 code for a protein of 907 amino acids. The transcript is spliced from 2 exons. The record is from RefSeq and is a predicted model, not a curated record.